CGCACGGCCUGGCGCGUCUCUGCAGCCUCUUUUGUCUUUUCAUUUCUCUUCUUCGGUGUCCUUUCGGUGAUGAGCCUGCUGGGGGCCUACAAGAAGAAGACCACUUACGAUGGCUAUGAAUCUUUGCAGCUGGUCGAUAGCGGCACAGACAGCUUCAGCAUCGGCAGAGGAGGAGGCGGCGGCGGCGGCGGCGCACUCGGAGGCUCCACAGCGGCGAACGUCGGACCGAAGGCGGCCCCGCUGAGGGAGGACUGCUGCAGCACCAUGGACAGCUCAGACAUGGAUGCCGGUUAUGGUGGAGGACUGUUGGAUAUGGUGAAGGGAGGUGCUGGGAAGUUCUUCAGCAGCUUCAAAGACAACCUGAAGGACACACUGAAAGACACUUCCACCAGAGUCAUGCAUCAGGUUGCCACAUACACUAAAGGAGAGCUGGACAUUGCCUACAUCACAACACGGAUCAUAGUGAUGACUUACCCAGCAGAGUCUGUGCAAAUCGGUUACCAGAAUCAUGUAGAAGACAUCCGUUCAUUCUUGGACAGUCGCCAUGCUGAUCACUACACUGUGUUCAACCUGUCACAGCGCAACUACCGCAGCGCCAAAUUCUCCAGCCGGGUGUCAGAGUGUAACUGGCCCUCUCGCCAGGCUCCCAGCCUCCACAACCUGUUUGCUGUGUGUAAGAACAUGCACAACUGGCUCAAGCAGAAUCCCAAGAAUGUGUGCGUCAUCACCUGCUCAGAUGGCCGUGCUCCUUCGGGUGUUUUGGUCUGUGCCAUGUUCUGCUUCUGCCACCUCUUCAACAACCCAGUUCCUGCCAUGCAGCUGCUCAGCGCCAAGAGACCGGGGUCCGGCCUGUGGCCUUCACACCGCAGAUAUGUAGGCUAUGUAUGCAGCAUGGUAUCAGAGAAACCCAGCCUGCCGCACUCCAAGCCUUUGGUAAUUAAGGCCCUCACCAUGAGCCCGGUCCCCUGCUUCAACAAGCAGCGUAGUGGCUGUCGACCGUUCUGUGAUGUUCUCAUUGGAGAGACCAAGAUCUUCACCACUUCACAGGAGUACGAGAGGAUGAGAGAGCACAGACUCCAAGAGGGGAAGGUGGUGUUCCCUCUGGGUGUGAGUGCACAAGGAGAUGUUGUAGUUUCUGUCUAUCACAUGAGAUCCACCAUUGGAGGACGUCUGCAGGCCAAGGUGUCGAACACUCAGAUCUUCCAGAUCCAGUUCCACACUGGCUUCAUUGCUCCUGGAACUGCUGUGUUAAAAUUUAAUAAACCGGAGCUUGAUGCAUGUGACUCUCCUGAGAAGUAUGCGCAGCUCUUCCAUGUGGUCCUGGAUGUGGAGGUGGAAGGAGUGGAUAAGCAGAAAGAUCUGACACCACCAUGGGAGCAGUUCCCCUGUAAAGACCUGAGUCCCAAUGUGCUCUUCUCCUGCCACCAGGAACACCAGGAUGCCCUGGCUGUUGCCGCACCAAGUCGGCCCCAUGGAGGUCCCGAUGUUCUGGGCCACGGUGACGAUAGUGAACCCUCAGAUGAUGAGAUGCUAUCUCUCUCCAGCCAGCGAAGCAGCACUAGCUCUGCUCCCCACAAAGCUGACCCACCUGUUCCAGCACCAGCUGCCCCUGCACCUCCUGAGGAAGUGGAUCUUCUUGGCCUGGAUGGAGAGGAGGUCAAUGUGUCAUGUCCCUCAGCUCAGCCCCCAACUACUGCAAACACAACCACUGACCUCCUUGGGGACUUGUUUGGGGCUCCACCUCAGUCGACCAGUGGGUCGUCUUCUGCCCAGUCCACACCCCAUAAAGCUGUCCCCAACACGGCCUCACCGUGCCCCUCUCCUGCCCCACCAGCGUUUGAUCCUUUUGGGACGGGCCCCACGCCUAAGCCUCAAGACAUGAUGGGUUCUCUCCUGGGAGCAGGCCGGAAUUCGCCUGUCCCGCCAAACACCCCAACAGUCAACAUUCAGCAGCAGAAUGCCAUGGGAGGAUGGGACUGGAACAGACCUGCUACCACAAGCACAGGUGGGAGCUUCAGCGUGGGUAGUCGGUCAGCCACCACCAGCCCCACUGGCUCGGUUCAUAGCACCCCCACCCACCAAAUUAAGCCAAAUACCCUGGACCCGUUUGCCGAUAUUGGCAACCUGGGAAGUGGCCUUGGAGGAGGUUCUGGUUUCUCCAGCAAGCCCACCACCCCUACUGGAACCACAUCUUCUUUUCCGCCCAUGGGCUCCCCAUCUCGCCCUCCUUCAUCCCCCCAGCACACUGGCGGGUGGCAGCCCAAUGCAGGCACUGGCUUCUCCUCUUGGCAGCCCGGUGGUGGGAGCGGUGGUGGUGGAUGGCAACCACAGGGGCAAGGCUCCACCCCUCAGCCAAAGCCCAGCCCCAGCCACUCCUCCUUGCCCCACACGUCACCCCAGAACAGACCCAACUACAAUGUCAACUUCUCUGCAAUAGGAGGGGGGUCACCCAGUGCUGGGAGCAAAGUGCAGGCUGGCAUGGGUUCUAAACCCAAAGCAUCGGAGGCAAACUUUGAUGACCUCCUGUGUGGUCAGGGCUUUGCAGGGACCAAAGAGAAGAAAGGGCCCCGGACUAUAGCAGAGAUGAGGAAGGAAGAGAUGGCCAAAGAAAUGGACCCAGAGAAAAUAAAGAUUCUGGACUGGAUUGAGGGUAAGGAGCGUAACAUCCGUGCCCUGCUGUCUACCAUGCACACUGUACUUUGGGAGGGAGAGACUCGCUGGAAGCCCGUGGGCAUGGCUGACCUGGUUACUCCAGAACAGGUCAAGAAGGUCUAUCGCAAAGCUGUUCUGGUUGUCCACCCAGAUAAGGCGACAGGAGAGCCCUAUGAACAAUAUGCCAAAAUGAUUUUCAUGGAACUAAAUGACGCCUGGUCGGAAUUUGAAAGUCAAGGACAAAAAGCCCUGUAUUGAAAGAGGAGAGAGCAAGGAGAGGAUCUACUGCUGAUUCUGUCAUCUGCCCCUGAGAACAUGUCGCCAC
This is a messenger RNA of Thalassophryne amazonica, 2977 nucleotides long. It is a transcript of the gene dnajc6, whose product is annotated as DnaJ (Hsp40) homolog, subfamily C, member 6. Bases 70 to 2910 code for a protein of 946 amino acids. Gene Ontology annotation, cellular component: postsynaptic density; intracellular membrane-bounded organelle; vesicle. The record is from RefSeq and is a predicted model, not a curated record. Gene Ontology annotation, molecular function: clathrin binding; protein tyrosine phosphatase activity. Gene Ontology annotation, biological process: clathrin-dependent endocytosis; protein dephosphorylation; synaptic vesicle uncoating. Lineage: Eukaryota; Metazoa; Chordata; Actinopteri; Batrachoidiformes; Batrachoididae. The transcript has 18 exons.